Molecule: messenger RNA, 2280 nt
Organism: Pisolithus orientalis
Lineage: Eukaryota; Fungi; Basidiomycota; Agaricomycetes; Boletales; Pisolithaceae
Exons: 19
Coding region: 1-2280 (759 amino acids)
Source: RefSeq, a predicted model, not a curated record
AUGUGUAACUGGAAGGGAGAAGACGCGAGAACGGUUGAAGAGAGCAAGUCUAAUGGUAACAGGCAGUCGAGGUAUCUUGCGAAGGAUCAUCACAAUGAUCUCUGGAGGGAGUUUUUCAGCGAUAGCAAGUUGCGUCCCUCUGUGCACAUGCUAGAGGGCAGUGCCAAAAGAAAUUUCAUUGGACAGGAGUUACCCGAGUUACCGAGUGAUAACGAUCUGAUAAUGACUGAUAUGCCGAACCUGGGAUCAAAAGGACAAACUAGUCCAGCUAUGAUACAUCUUCUCUCAUGGCUCCCUCCCAUACCACCUGUUUGGCUUCAACCUGUCAAAAUGCUGAAUGGAAUCAUGCCAUUCUCCAUCAAUGCCCUCACUGUAACAGGAAAUUUCAGAAAACUGGUUUCAAGUAGCAUGAGUAUGAAGAGAAACAAUGAGUGCAGGCAGACCCAAUGUAAUGGUUUCUGGCUUCAAUUAUUAACUCAGCUGCCCACCAUCGAGCUGCAAGAGCAUUGGUACUCAAAUCACAGCCUUGAGUGCCCAAAGCUCACCACACAGAUACAGGAUAUUUUUUCGUCAAUGAACCCAUCUUAUGAAGAGUUCUGUGUUUGCAGUGAGAAGUCCCCAUCCCCAGUUGACAAAACACCUUGGUCCCCAUUUUGCACAUUGGGUGACUUUGAGUUUGUGGAAAUCACACUCGCUUCACUACUCAACCAGCAACAAGUCAAUGCCCUGCUGGAUCUCUUUGCUCGUGUCACACAGGGAGCCAUCCAAGUCGUGCUCAAGAAUGAUGCUGAACUUUGCAAAGCAUGUGAUGCAGCUGCAAUGGAACUCACUCUGUUCUCCAGGGUCAAAGUUAAGGUACCAUACAAAAAGGAAGAAUGUACAUUCGAAGCACAUAUUUGCCCACUGUGGGAGUGGGCACUCAAUAUCUUAGAAAAUCCAUUCCUUGGCACAAUGGCAUUGAGUAUGAACAUUUUUACAAUGAGCCCUGGACUGGAGAUUAUUGGUGGGAUAUUCAAUCUACCAAAUAUCAAGAAUGCCAUGCCAUUUGGCCUGAUCCUUUAUGCUGACAAAACCAACCUAUCAUCUUUUGGCACUGCCAGGAGUUACCCCAUCAUUGUGCACUGUGCAAACUUGCCAGUUGAGAUUCAGAAUAGGCAAUGUCAUUGGCAGAGGCUAAGAACAUUUCAGGUCCCUGAAGAUGCUGAAGAAGAGGGAAAGCUAGGCUACACAACCCUCAAGCAUGUCAUUUGGCACAAAUCUUUUAAAAAGUUACUUCUGGAGAUUGAGCAGUACUUGAAGACUGGAUGCAUGAUGGCACUCACUUGUGGUUGCGGUGGCAAAUGCCCUUGCCCUAAUGUGUUCUGGCUGAUUGGGUUUUCUGAUCUCCACCUUGCCUGCAGCUUUGAUCAACUGCAUUAUGGGCAUGGUUUUUGGGGCAAGCAUGUCUUUGGGGACCUAAAGGUGAUUGUAAAGGCACUCAGGCAACAGAUCAAAGCCAACGUUGAGAAGUAUGUUGCAAGUUUUCCUCACUGGCAAAACCUCACACACUUCAACCAAGUUAUUCAUGUCACUUUUUCAGAUGGUAACAAGCUGGCUGAUAUCUCCAAGGACUACACCAAAUGCAUCAUGAAGUCCAACAUUGAUGAUAUCCGCCUAAAGGGUGCUGCAUGCAACUAUAGCACUUGGCCCAAUGAAAGUAUGCAUAAGCCAAUCCAAGAUGCAUAUGAACACCAUUCAAAUGGUAGAGACAUUCCUGCUCAGGUCUUGUGGGUAGAUCAUCAAGUUCUUGCUAUGAAGCUUCUCAGAUUGCAUGUUGAUCACCUUGAGAAAUCCAUCUCUGGGGAAUCAGAUCCAGAAGUUGAUGUGCUUGGUGCACAUGUUGUUGUGACCCAAACCCUGGAAGACUUGGAGGAAAAUGGUCAGCCAGAUAUGGCAUUCCAUCGGUUCUGUCAAAGGUUUUGGGAGUUCCAUAAUGAUGCCCUUCUGGCAUAUGGAUAUCAAGUCAAGUCAUGGAUCUCCCUCCCCACUGACUUCAUGGUUGAAGAAUACUGUUAUCUGCUGGUCAACUAUGAGUUGACUGUCACUUGGAACCAGUGCACAGAUCAUCUCCACUGCAACCUGUCAUUUUUUGACAUAGGAAACAUGGAAUUUAUCUUGGCACAACCCUUCAUGACAAGGAUCGGACCAGCCCACACUAUUGAUCAUGGUCUCAGACUCAAACAUGUCAAGACAGUUCUGCAGGCUGUGUCCAUCUUCAUACCAUUGUGCUCGAUCAUCUGA